AUGGAGAAGAAACGGGUGGCCAUCAUCGGCGCCGGCAUGAGCGGCCUCACGGCUUGCAAGCACGUGCUUGAGCAUGGAUUCCGGCCAGUCGUGUUCGAGGCCGCCGACACCAUUGGCGGUGUGUGGGCGCACACGCUCGCCUCGACGCGCCUGCAGACCCCACGGCCACUAUACGAGUUCACGGACUUCCCAUGGCCACCGAGCGUGUCAGAUUUGUACCCGGGCCAUAACGAGGUCAUCGAGUACCUUCGCUCGUAUGCGUGCCACUUUGGCCUGCUAGAGUGCAUUAGGUUCGGCAGCCGGGUUGCUGCUCUGGAGUACACUAGUGCCGAGGAGGAGGAGAUGAUGGCAUGGGAAAUGUGGGCCGGCAACGGCCAGGCGUUCGGCAGCAGAGGUGGCGAGUGGCGGCUCACCGUGCAGCACGGGAACGACGUUGAGACACACAUGGCGGACUUCAUGGUGCUAUGCGUGGGACGGUAUAGCGGCAUCCCAAACAUUCCAACAUUCCGACCGAAGGAAGGCCCAGAGGCCUUUAAUGGCACAGCGAUCCACUCCAUGGAUUACUCCAACAUGGAUGAUGUAGAGGCCACUGAACUCAUCAAAGGCAAGUUCGUCACUGUCAUCGGUUACCAAAAAUCUGCUCUCGACAUCGCCACAAACUGUGCAAACAUAAACGGCCUGAGGCAUCCUUGUACAAUGGUUAUUCGGACGAAGAGAUGGGUCAUCCCUGACUUCUACGCUUGGGGUGUCCCAGUAGCUUUCUUCUACUUCAAUCGCUUGUCCGAGCUGCUUGUCCACAAGCCAGGCGAGGGGCUUCUCCUUGGCCUGCUGGCUACCUCCUUGUCACCUUUGAGAUGGAUGUUAUCAAAGUUUGUUGAGAGCUACUACAUGUGGGCAGUGCCCAUGAGGAAGCAUGGCAUGGUACCGGAACACAGCUUCUUCCAAGCUUUGAGCUCAUGGCUUAUUGCGAUAAUGCCAGACAAAUUCUACGACAAGGUGGAGCAGGGUAGCAUUAUUCUGAAGAAAGCAAAAGAAUUUAGCUUCUGUAGAGAUGGUAUCAUUGUACAUGGUGAGUCUGCACUGAUCAAGAGCGACAUUGUGAUCUUUGCGACCGGAUAUAAUGGAGAUGAGAAGCUCAAAGAGUUGUUCGCGUCGCCUUUGCUCAGAGAGAUCGUUGUUGGCACUCCAUCUACCACAGUUCCCCUAUAUAGGCUAUGCGUCCACCCAAGGAUUCCCCAGUUAGCAAUAGUUGGCUACUCCGAGAGCAUGGGAGAUCUACACACAUCGGAGAUACGGUCCAAGUGGCUUGCCCAUUUUCUUGAUGGAGGCUUUCGAUUGCCUACCAUAAGAUCAAUGGAGGAAAAUGUGAAAGAAUGGGAGGCAUACAUGAAAGGCUACUCUGGUGACUAUUUCCGUCGAUCUUGCGUUGGUUCUGUCGGCAUAUGGCACAAUGACCAGCUAUGCAAAGACAUUGGGUGUGAGCCUAGGAGGAAAAAUGGCUUUCUGGCUGACUGGUUGAUCCCCUAUGAACCUGCAGAUUACGCAGGUGUCUGUCCAAAAAGAAGUAAAAUACUAUAA
Hordeum vulgare subsp. vulgare (domesticated barley) is the source of this 1578-nucleotide messenger RNA. RefSeq names its product probable flavin-containing monooxygenase 1. The record is from RefSeq and is a predicted model, not a curated record. Gene Ontology annotation, molecular function: flavin adenine dinucleotide binding; N,N-dimethylaniline monooxygenase activity; NADP binding. The transcript is spliced from 4 exons. The coding region runs from base 1 to 1578 and encodes 525 amino acids. NCBI's taxonomy places the organism in Eukaryota, Viridiplantae, Streptophyta, Magnoliopsida, Poales, Poaceae.